Molecule: messenger RNA, 2186 nt
Organism: Xiphophorus couchianus (Monterrey platyfish)
Lineage: Eukaryota; Metazoa; Chordata; Actinopteri; Cyprinodontiformes; Poeciliidae
Product: E3 ubiquitin/ISG15 ligase TRIM25-like
Exons: 5
Coding region: 550-1620 (356 amino acids)
Molecular function (GO): zinc ion binding; protein binding
Source: RefSeq, a predicted model, not a curated record
AACCUUCUUGUAAAACCAAAUGCUUAGUUACUGCAAAUUGUUAUGUAUGCCUGUGUUGAACCAGGAUCUGAAAACAUGAGUGAAUUAAUUUGUUGAGUCACUUGCUGUGUGUGAGAAUGCCUUACAACACAUGUGCAGUAUGUGAAUAUGUGGUGUACAUCUUGUAAUGACAUGGAGAGUAACACUUUGGUUCUCGUCUUCCUUACAGUAGAUAAACGAGCAAAUUAUUUUACAACUUAACAUUGUCAAAUUAAUGAUGCGCCUCAGUUGUAGUCUGAACUGUGACAUUUGGACUUCCCAGUUGAAUAAAUCAUCUGGAACGCCCUCCGAAGACAGAUUUUCCACUGGGAAUGUGGGAGCGUCUAGCUACCCAAAUACAUCUUGGCUGACUCAGUAGUUUAAUAUGACCGCUCCAUGCAUCAACAUUAGUAAGAUGUGGUUGGAAACAUGUUUAUUUCACAAAACACACAUAAGAGUGCAUCUAAAAUCAAUGUAGCACUUACUAACUGAACAUAUGCUGUAUGCUUAUGGGAAGUAAAGCUUAAAACGAUGUUCACAAGAGGUGCUGCGAACAACCUGGGCGCCAUGUUGAAAUCUGAGCAUGUAAACUGGAAUGCUGUUAAUCAGGAUGCUGCUUGGGAGUCAAGUAACAACUUUGAGCAGCGAUGCACCGAACAUCUCCGUUUAUACAAUCACUUUCUGGAAAAGAAAUGUCUUGAGAUGAGAGGCAAAGUUGAAGAGGUAGAGAAAGCUGGAGUUGACUGGACUAACGGUCACAAAGCACAACUGGAGCAUGAAGUUCAUAAACUGAGGGAAAUGGAUCAUAAUCUCUGCCAGCUUGCACAAGCAGAUGAUCCCAUUCAGUUCCUAAAGGAUAUUCAAGCUGUGGGUGGCCUCCCUGUGUUUUCAGGUUCACAUGAAGAACUGGUGCCUCUGAAAGAGUUUGUGUCUGCAAAAACCAACCAAUUAAAAAGCAUGUGUGACAUACAGAAUGUACAAUUAUUUGGCCAUUUUAUGGAUAAUAUAAUGUUGCGUAUUCCCGGAAAGCUUCAUAUCAAACCAACAUCAAGAAAAGACUUACUGACCAAGUUUAUAUGUCCUACGCUGGAUCCUAACACAGUGCAUGGGUGUCUAUACAUGGCAAAUACCAAGAGAGAGCUAUCAUGGGGAAUAACAGGCCAGGCUCAUCCUGAUCACCCUGACAGAUUCUCCCACUUUUACCAAUCGUUGUGCCAAGACGACCUUCAAGAAAACCACUACUGGGAGGUGGAGUGGGACGGUGGCGUCAUUGAGGUGGCUGUGUCAUAUAAAGGCAUACAAAGAAAAGGGCAGGGUAAAGACUGCUGCUUCGGACACAACAAGCUGUCUUGGAAAAUCAUCUGUUCUCCUUCUAGUUGCACUUUUUGGCACAACAGUCUUCAUAAAGGUCUGAUUCCCCCAGCUCAGUCACGUAGAGUGGGUGUGCACCUUGAGUACAAUGAAGGGAAGUUGAGUUUCUACAGCGUUUCACGCUGUGGAGAGCUCAUGCUACUGCACCGAGUCCAGACAACAUUCAGUGAACCUCUCUAUCCUGGCUUCAGUGUGGAUUUAGGAGCGAACCUAACAAUGUGUGAGUUUUAAGCUCAACUUCAACCUUAUUGCUAUCGAACUGAAUUAAGAAAAUAAAUAAGCAGUAAAUCGAUUACGGACCGAUUUAUAUGUUACAGAAUAAUCUAUGUAAGCUUAAAUAUUUAUCAUUUUUAGGACUUUUCCAUGUUUGAUCCCAGCUUUAAGAGGGACAUGUAAGUUCUUGAUGCAUUAUUUUCUGAAAUUAUAGAUAUAAUAAAUGGUACAAUGUACAACUCAAACAUAAAUGUCACCAUUGAUACAUUUUACCACAUUAUACAAAAAGCUAAUUCCCAUCUGUAGACGCCUAAUGAUGCAAAUAUGUAAUCAUCACUAUCUUGAACUGAGAUUUAUUUUUUUUAUUCUGUCAUUAAUGUUUUUGCAGUGAUAACACAUAGAAAUUCAGACUUUGGUGUGAAUUUCAAGGUGCAUAUAUAGAAGAAUGAAAAUGCUUUACUGACAUAAAGAAUAUCUUCAGUGGUUACAGUGCUUCUUAUUUACUUCUUGCUUGAGAUCAAUGUUUUUGCAGUCAAUUGAUUGUUGCAAACAUUUCGUAUUAAAAUGGCUGUUACUCAUUAGUG